This is a messenger RNA of Xylona heveae TC161, 577 nucleotides long. RefSeq lists its product as hypothetical. The record is from RefSeq and is a predicted model, not a curated record. The transcript has a single exon. NCBI's taxonomy places the organism in Eukaryota, Fungi, Ascomycota, Xylonomycetes, Xylonales, Xylonaceae. The coding region runs from base 362 to 514 and encodes 50 amino acids.
GAUAGUUCGUUCGAACGGGCGCUAAUUCUUUUUCAGGGAAACUUCAUUGAGGUCGAAACCAUCCUCGGCGAGCCGUUGAGAGAGGGAAGAGCACUUGGGGUUCCUAUGCCAACCCUGUCCGUGCUCUAUGAGCUUGGCCGUGCGAUACAGUGGGGAAGGAAGGAAAGUCGAGGCAUGGUCUCGAUUCCGCCAAAGCAGGUCCCUGGCGAUGUUUGAGGGGGGCACGCGCGUACACCAAACAUCACUGCUGGCCAGGUCAUAACCAUCAAACGAAAUUUCGUCGUCUGGCUCUCAGGAUGAACUUCAACCAAUAGGCGGAUCCGUCAAGACCCAUCGACUUGCAAUUCAUCAAUAAAAUUGCAUGUUUGUGUUCCGUGCUAACGGGGUCUUGCUAUUCUCUCUGACCAUUGUCUGCUCGCUUAUUGGCUGGUGGGAGCACGCUAGUAGGAAUUGGCGUUGGAUAGGCACGUCAAUGGGGACCCUGGUGGUCAAUAUUUUGACAGUUGCAAAUUGACAACCAAGAUGGGAUUUUGUUCAACUCAGCGGCCGAUUAUUUCACUUUAUCAUAUCUCUAGAG